Molecule: messenger RNA, 6392 nt
Organism: Dreissena polymorpha
Lineage: Eukaryota; Metazoa; Mollusca; Bivalvia; Myida; Dreissenidae
Product: acetyl-coenzyme A synthetase 2-like, mitochondrial
Exons: 14
Coding region: 293-2365 (690 amino acids)
Cellular component (GO): mitochondrion
Molecular function (GO): acetyl-CoA synthetase activity; AMP binding
Source: RefSeq, a predicted model, not a curated record
AAGAUAAAACCCGAACAAUAGUUUAAGAUGUAAAACAUGCCUUCGAGUCAACUAUGAUAUUUUUUUUUUAGAGAGUACAGCCUACAUGAAACGAGUAUUUAGUAUAUUGUAACCUAAACGUAAGCUAGUAGUGUGUAGCCUUCACUGAGAUAAUUGGUUCUCUGUUUCACUUUUGGCGAAUGUAAACAAAGAAACGGGAACCGUCUCUACGAGCUAUUUAAUUAAGUUUUUACUGGUUCAAACUUUUGAUAAAUAGGUCAGUUGUUAUCUAGUGUCAUCUCUGGUAGCAACAAUGUUUCCUUUGCUAAGUGUAUUACCACAAACUAUGCAUCAACAUGCGAGAAAGUUAUUGGUGCAAAAGGCUAAACAUGGUAAAAGCGUUCUGCAGCAAGCAUCAACCAAAAAACUGUCAACAGCUUCUGUCACCUCAACUCCUAUGCAAGAAUUCACAAAUGACGAUAUAAAGAGCCACGAAGAACUGUAUCGGUUAAGCCUCGAAAAGCCCGACUAUUUUUGGGGCAAGCUUGCACGAUCUCGUCUACAAUGGAUGCGGGAUUUCGGACUGGUCAAGGACUGCAAUAUGCAGACUGGGCACAUCCGAUGGUUCCUGGAUGGGAAAAUAAACGCUGCUGUGAACUGUGUUGAUCGUCAUGCAGCCAAGGAUCCUAAUAGGCUUGCCCUGAUCUGGGAGAAAGAUGAACCUGGCACUCAGGAGUAUGUCACAUACAGAGAGCUCCAAAUAAUGGUGUGCAAGAUGGCAAAUGUCCUUACAAACCAUGGGGUCAAAAGGGGGGACCGUGUGGCCAUCUACCUGCCCAAAACUCCGACAGCAGUGGUGGCCAUGUUGGCCUGCGCGCGCAUCGGAGCCAUACACAGCGUAGUGUUUGCUGGGUUCUCAUCAGAGGCCCUGGCAGGGAGGAUUAUUGAUGCCCAAGCUGAGACUGUGAUAACUGCUGAUGAGGGGGUUAGAGGAGGCAAGAAAAUACCCCUGAAGAAGAUGGUUGACAGUGCUGUCAAGAUGUGCGACAGCGUGAAGCGUGUGUUUGUGUACCAGCGGACAGGAGGGGACGUACCUAUGUCAUCCAUUGAUAUCCCACUUGAAAAGGAACUGGCGGCGGCCUCAGAUACGCAUCACCCAAUGGCUUUUGACAGUGAGGAUGUGUUGUUUAUGCUGUAUACCUCUGGAUCCACGGGCAAGCCAAAGGGCGUCGUUCACACACAAGGCGGGUACCUGCUAUAUGCCAAUGUCACCAUGAAGCAAGUAUUUGACUACCGCGAAGGAGAACUGUUCGGGUGCGUGGCUGACAUUGGCUGGAUCACGGGGCACUCUUACGUCGUGUACGGUCCACUUAGCAACGGGGCAACCACCCUACUGUUUGAGAGCACACCCACAUACCCAAACCCUGGCAGGUACUGGGAGAUGGUUGAAAGACUGAAGCUGAACCACAUCUACCUUGCGCCCACUGCACUGCGCACGCUGCUCAAAAAUGGUGACUCCUGGGUCACCAAGUAUGACCGCUCCUCUCUCAGAAAGCUUGGCUGUGUGGGUGAGCCACUGAACCAUGAGGCUUGGGAGUGGUACUAUCAUGUGGUGGGCGAGGGAAAGUCGGACAUCGUCGACACCUGGUGGCAAACAGAGACGGGUGGUAUAGCAAUUAGUCCCCGCCCUUCGGCCCCAGGGGCUGAAAUCAGGCCCGCCAUGCCCAUGAGACCGUUUUUCGGCAUUGAUCCAGUUCUCAUUGAUCCUGUGACACGGGAAGAGUUUACAACUGGAGAAGCCAGGGGUGCAUUGUGUAUUCGUCGGCCCUGGCCAGGCAUGGCGAGGACUAUAUAUGGCGACCACCAGCGCUUCUAUGACACUUACUUCAAAGACUACCCAGGGUUGUAUUUCUCUGGGGAUGGGGCUCACAGAACGGAGGAAGGUUACUACCAGAUCACAGGCCGCAUGGACGAUGUGGUCAAUGUAAGCGGCCACAGACUGGGCACUGCAGAAAUUGAGGAUGUCAUUGAUGACCAUGCUGACACCGCAGAAUCUGCAGUGGUAGGGUUCCCACAUGAGAUCAAGGGGGAAGGCAUCUAUGCGUUUGUUGUGCUGAAGGACAACGUCACUAAGGAUGAGGCUGAGCUGGCGUCUGACCUGCGACUCAUGUGCAAAGCCAAGGUGUCCUCCUUUGCUCAACCUGAUGUUAUUAUUUUCACACCAAGUCUUCCUAAAACACGCUCAGGGAAAAUCAUGCGAAGAAUCCUGCGCAAGAUUGCUGCCAAUAAACCAGACGAGUUAGGGGACGUGUCAACGCUCCUCGACCCUUCCAUUGUGGACAUUCUCGUGCAGAAACAUGAACUAUUGAUGAAAUCAAAAUCUUAAGGUACCUCAAUAUUUAGGUAUUUAGGUGACAGGACAAGUACCGGUAUAUUUCAUAAGAUGACUUGCAUUUAAACAAUCGCUUGAAAUUAAUGAGAUGUUUUACAGAAUAUUUGUAUGUUAGUAAAGUACUUUACAAGGUAAAAUUGAUAGAUGAUGCAGAUUUUGUUAAUGUUUUAUAUAACAUUUGUAUUUUGUGAUAUUAUGAUGUAUUUACAGGGAAUUUGAAACACGUUUAUAUAACAUUUGAGGUGUAAUAAAUAUAAUUUUUGAAUUGUUAUUGUCACGGUACCGAACUUAAGUGGGAUUGGUGAAAAGAUGUGUGGCAUUCGCCCUGUAAGCGAGGUGUCCCGGGUUCGAGUCCCGGACUGGCUGCACACUUUUCACCGCCCGGCGACAUUAUGUUAUGUGUUAAUGCUGUGAAAUUUAUUAAAUAAAUCCAUAAAAUUUGCAUGAAUUUUAUAGGCAGCUAUUUAAGGAACACGGAUAAUGUAUCAUGAAAGUUUAUAAGCUCAUGACAUUUAAUUGUCAAACAUGUUAUAAUGUUAUACACAUUGUGAAUGGCAUUAUAAUGAUAUACUUAAGGGCCACAUAAUAAACUUUAAGUAUAACAGGAAAAACAAGAGCAAGAAGAUAUUUGAUUUCGAUAAAAUAAUAAUUCCGUAACGCUUAUUAGAAUAACUGUAUGUAUAUAAUUAUAUAUUCAUGCUAUGCAGAUUGAUUACUUAAAUGACAGAUUUGUCAGUUAGAGCACCUUUUUCAUGUUUGAUACCAGUAUAUUUUACCCUAUAAAGGCUUUAUAGUCUUCUUUUUUGAAGGGUUGCCAUCAAAUUUAAUGGUGCUUGUUUACUAAAUAAAAAUACAUACAGUAUUACUUGUUAACUAUUUUUUUAAACAUUUGUUAUUGAAAUGUAACAAAAUUACACAGCUUUUUCUGUUAUCAAGACAUUUAAAAUAAAUUGAAUGACAAGAUUAAAUUGUUAAAAUUCAAGUUAUGAUAAGUGAACUUUUAUAUUAUUAAUUUAAUAUUAAUUUAAAGUUUUUUAUUUGAUUGGUUGGUGGUUGUUUUUGAUUUAUUAAGUCAUUUCAUCAUUUAUUGGAAUACUUUAUUUCCUUUAAUCUUAAUGAAUAUGAACGGUCCUAUUCAUUUGUAAUUUUGUCAAUGUUGACAUCUUAGUACACUUUAUUGUAUACCUUUUUUAUAAGAAUUUGUUUUGUAGUAUAUUUAGUAUAUUCAGAUCGUCUAGUCAGAGUUAUUCUGUGUUAGUUGUAACCAAUAGAAGUUUUGGACCAAGCCUUUUUGAUAAGUGAUAUAGUUAAUGUUGUUUUUUUUGCAAUACUUGAACAUAGGCUAGUAUUUAUAUAUGAAAACAGUUGAAUUUUUUUCAUCGCAACAUUGUGACUUAGACAUUGUGACUAUAAUGUUAUGGGACUGUUUUAAACAUAUGGCUGUUGUUUUAAAUAAAUUCAGUUAUGCAGAGAAUAUAUAAUGAUCGUGUUGUAUUUUGAUGCUCCCAUACAAUAUGGGGCAAGCGUAUCAUUGCUGUUGUGAUUAUCAUCCUUCUUUCUAUCUGUCUUUCUGUCACAGUUUAUUGUACUUACUAUUUAUUAGCUACUACAAACAUUUAAAACGCUUUGUUACCAAGGUAAGCUUUAUUCCACUGCUUCUGUUUUUUGUCCAGAAAUAUGGGACUACGAAGAUUAAUGAUUUUAGAAGUUAAAACACAAUGCAUGCCUUUUCUGUUUAGGGAAUUUCUCAUGAAGUACUAGCUGGUCUUCAACAAAUAUUUAUUGAAAGCUUACCAAGAAGGGUGCAUACUACAAGGUCCUUCUGUUUCAAGUAUGUGUCUCAAAGUUCUUGGACUUAGGAAUAUUGUGACAUAAAUUAACAAUUAGUAAAUUUUUGUGGAAGCUAUCUGUCUACAACUGCCAGGUGCAGAUUUUAGAGAGAAAAUAGAGAACUUCAUGACCAAGAGUUGAUAACCUUCUACAAGGACUAUUUAUUUAAAUGAUUUUUAUGCCCCUGGAUCAAAUGAUCGGGGGUAUAUUGUUUUUGACCUGUCUGUCUGUCAUUGUAUGUUUGUGUCUGUCGUUAAAACUUUAACCUUGCUCAAAACUUUUGCAAUAUUGAAGAUAGCAACUUGAUAUUUGGCUUGCAUGUGUAUCUCAUGGAGCUGCGCAUUUUUAGUGGUGAAAGGUCAAGGUCAUCCUUGAAGGUCAAAGGUCAAAUAUAUGGCUUCAAAGCGCAGUAGAGGGCAUUGUGUUUCACAAACACAGCUUUUGUUCUGAGAGUUCUUAACAAAUUUGACAUGUUUUUAUUUGUUAGUCAUUUUUUACUUGUCUGGUCUUUUCUAUAAACUUUGUUAAAAAUGCCCCUGUAGCUAAAACUGGCCAUGGCACAGGUUCCCAUUUUAAAUUGUUAAAUGUGCUACAUAUUGGUGCAUGUAGCAUUAAGGGAUAUUUGUUAACACUGUGAUAAGUUCUCAUGUAGAUAUGGUUGAUGGUUUUGCAUCUAUGAGUAUUGUACAUUUGACUAAUUUAUUUGUGAAUUCCUUAUUAGUUGAUUGAUACUGCUUUACAAAGAGCAGUGGGGAACAUCCAUCCGUUCACUGAUUUCUUUGUUUACAGUUGAAAAUCAGUUUUUAUGAAACCAACAUUUUAUAAUAAUCAUACUACUAGUAAAUAACUUUGUUAUAUAUAGUGUUUGCAUAUUGGCAAUAAGACAUGUAUACAGGGGUACCUCAUCAUGUAUUGAUUAUUCAUAAAAACCUUUCUACAACCGUUCUCCCUCUUACCACACAUUCAAGUUGGGCAGUAACUGACAUGUACAGUUGUGCACUUAAAACUGGUUGACCAGCUUAUUUCUUUAUUUACAUUCUUGGUGAAACCAGAUAACAAUAUCACAAAACAUAAAAGCAUAAAACAUAGUUACACCAAUGUUAUUCUGACAGCUGUAAUUAUCAAAUAAUAUAUAAAUAUUUAAAUAAAUUCAAAUCUUUAUAUUAUAACAGUUAUAAAAAUUAGUUAUCAAUUGAAAUGCUAUAUUUAACCUAUGGAUAACCCAUUAAGCUAAAAGCUUAUUUCCAAUUGGAUCCAUCAAAAGUAAGAGAAAAAAUUAUCAAGUUGUUAUAAUAUGAUCUAACUUAUACACAUAUACUUUGAUUUUUGAUUGAGAGAAAACAUGUGAAUUACCUAGCGUUUUGUCUCAAUCCGACAACUAAACCAAUGUUAACAAAAAAUGAAUAACAUUACCAAACAUUAGGCUUGACUAAAUAAAUAUUAUUGCAAAUAUGGAAAUAUUUCAAUUCAAAUAGUAUGUAUCACAGAUUCCAAUUGUUUCUAUAUCACAGUCAUAUUCUUAUAUCAAUAAUACAUAUAUAUGUCCUCACUUCUCUCAGUUUGUUUGUCUUGUAGAUGUUUCUUAACCAAUCUUUUAAAUUUGUCAAAAUGUUCCACUUUUUAGCUCGACUAUUAUUUAUGAAAUACAUAUUGUGGAGCUAUCCUACUCACCCCGGCGUCGGCGUUUCCGUUCCGUUAGCGUUAGCGUGCAAAUGUUAAAGUUUUCAUACUACCCCAAUUAUUUUCAUUGUCCCUUGACAUAUUGCUUUCAUAUUUUGCAUACUUGUUUACCAACAUGACCCCAACCUAUAAACACGAGCAGACAACUCUAUCAAGCAUUUUGUCAUAAUUAUGGCCCCUUUUCCACUUAAGAUAUGCAGCAAAAAAUUAAGUUUUUGUACUACCCUGUUUAUUUUCAUUGUCCCUUGACAUAUUGCUUCAUAUUUUGCAUACUUGUUUACCAACAUCACCCCAACCUAUAAACAAGAGCAGACAACUCUAUCAAGCAUUUUAUCAUUAUUAUUGCCCCUUUUAUACUUAGAAUAUGCAUAUUAUUGAUAAAUCUUUGUUAAAGUUUGCGUACUACCCCAAAUAUUUUCUAUAUCCUUUGACAUAUUGCUUUUAUAUGUUGCAUACUUGUUUACCAACAUGACCCCAACCUAUAAACAAGAGCAGACCACUGUAUCAAGCA